AUUUUAUGACAUAAUUAAAAAAUUUAGGGGGUCAGACCGAAAAAAUAUUUACUUUUGCAUUUUAAGGGUCACCCUAAGGUAGGUAUACCAAUGACUGGGAAAUUUUGUAAUGUACUCUAAGAAUAAAUUAUUAAAAUCGCAAAAAAGCUUCAUUAUCUUUAUUUAUCAUAUACGCAGGUACCAGGUAGGUAUAGCUAGGUAGGUACCAACUUGAGAAUGACAAUAAGUGUUCUUCAGUUUUCAAACAGAGCUCAUAUAGCUAUUGUAUCGAGUAUUCAAAAUGUUUGUUACGGUUUAAGUGAUAAGAUAACGAAAACUGAAAAUCAUUCACAAAUCUCAUAAUUCAUACUCGCACAUAAAAUAAUGUAAAAGUGAAAAUUAUAUCGAAAAAAAAAACCGUGACAAUGUUAUACAAAGCUGAUUUGAUAGGAUUUUACAAACAGCUAUUUUUUGUAUGCAUCACAUUGCUAAUUUAUGUAUUAGUGGGCAUAAAUCGCAGUUACUUGGCUUUCCUUUUUCAUCAACUGGAUGCACCAAAUUCGAAAAUAACAAUCGAUGACGAGCAGAAAUCAUGGAUGGCAAGUUCAUUGAGUUUGUUAAGUCCGCUGGGAUGCUUGGUAUCCGGAGUUAUUAUGGAUUUCAUGGGAAGGAAAUUUUUCAUACUAUCAGUUUUCGUACCUUUCAUCUUGUCUUGGCUGAUAAUCGGUUUUGCAAAGAAUUACGAAAUGCUGCUGAUUGGAAUGUUGGUGCAAAGUAUAGGAGGAGGAAUGGCAGUAUGCAUUGCUACAUACAUAUCUGAAAUCACAGCAUCAAACUACCGGGGAGUACUCCUGUCAAUUUUGGAAAUCACCUACAACGCCGGAAUUCUAAUAUGCAACGUGCUCAUGUACAAUUUACGAUGGGACGUGGUUAGUUUCAUUUUCAGCGCAUCGUCCCUGUUUUCGUUCCUACUUUCGUUCAUUCUACCCGAAUCGCCGAUCUGGUUAUACACUCGAGGCAAGCAAGAAAAAUCCAUCAAAACACUCUGCUCGAUUCGUGGUCAAGAUCGAGAUAAGAUCGAAUCAGAGAUACUCGAAAUGGAAGCAUCUUGCUCCGUCCAAAGCACCUUUGAUCUCAAACAAGUACUGAAGAAUUGUCUCAAAGCUUGGAAACCAUUCAUGAUCUGCACCGUGUUAUUCAUACUGAUGCAAAAUACCGGAUACUCGAUUAUGAUCGCUUUCACAAUCACCAUAGUCGAUCGUCUUAAGAUACCUUUCGAAAGCUCGAUGAUCACUGUAAUCUAUUCAGUGGCUGGGUUUGCUGGGAGCUUCAUUACGCCUUACUUUAUGCACAAGUUUGGACGAAAAGCUAUCCUAUCAGCGUCCGCUUUUGGAAUGGCUGUUAGUAUGAUGGCCAUAGCCAUUUAUGAAGAAAUGUAUUUGACUAGCGAUGUGAAACCAUUUGCUUGGCUCGUGCCUUUGUUUCUGUACGCUUACGUUCUCCUCUGUAAUAUAGGAGUAUUGCCUUUGAGCUACGUUAUGUGCGGUGAACUGUUUCCUCACGAAGUUCGAGGUACCAUGAGUGGGUUUUAUGGUAUUGUGGCCUAUAUUUAUUGGGCAACCACUCUCAAGUUUUAUCCUAAGUUGAUGUUUGUUUUUGGUAUCAAGGUCAUGAUAUGGGCCUUUUCUUUGUCUUGUUUUAUGGUCACAUUAUUUGGUAUUUUUGUGCUGCCAGAGACUAGGGGUAAAAGUCUGAUCCAAGUUCAACAGCAGUAUUUUGGCAAAAAAGAUUAGCCCAUGCUAAGAAAACGUAUAAUAAAGACUGAUAUUUUCAGUAUUCUCGUACCUAGAUUAAUAAGACAUGCUUACCUUUACCUGGGAUGAAAUUUUGUAUUAAUUUAAUUUAGUAAUAAGAACGCUUGAUAUUAUUGUUGCCUAUUCCAUCGGAAAUAGAAUUUAUAG
Molecule: messenger RNA, 1940 nt
Organism: Planococcus citri (citrus mealybug)
Lineage: Eukaryota; Metazoa; Arthropoda; Insecta; Hemiptera; Pseudococcidae
Product: facilitated trehalose transporter Tret1-like
Exons: 4
Coding region: 405-1772 (455 amino acids)
Biological process (GO): transmembrane transport
Cellular component (GO): membrane
Molecular function (GO): transmembrane transporter activity
Source: RefSeq, a predicted model, not a curated record